This is a messenger RNA of Naegleria gruberi, 426 nucleotides long. RefSeq lists its product as uncharacterized. The coding region runs from base 1 to 426 and encodes 141 amino acids. The record is from RefSeq and is a predicted model, not a curated record. Lineage: Eukaryota; Heterolobosea; Eutetramitea; Acrasida; Naegleriidae. The transcript has a single exon.
AUGGAAGCUGUUAAGCAAAAUGGCCUUGCACUUCAACAUGUAUGUCAUUAUUUAAGAGACAAAGAAAUUGUAUUGGCAGCUAUUAAACAAAACAUGAGUGCUUUUGAAUUUGCAUCUAUUGAGAUAAAAAAUGAUAGAGAACUUGUAAUGGAACUAGUUAAGAAAUGUGGAUGGAUGUUUGAAUAUGCCUCAAAACAACUAAGAGGUGACAGAGAAAUUGUAACAGAAGCUAUUAACCGACAUGCUGACAUUGUUUAUAAACAUGUAUCAAAGGAAUUAAGAAAUGACAGACAGUUGGCAAUGAUAGCAAUUAAAAACCAUGCAUGUUUACUUGCAUACGCAUCAGAGGAAAUUAGAAAUGACAAGGAAAUUGUAAUGGAAGCUAUUAAGGGUAAAAGAGAAACGCUCAAAAUGGCAUCUAAUUAA